AUGGUCUUCAAUGACUUCCUGCUGCAGGUUGGGGGCAUCAGCCACUGCCAGCAGGUCCAGAGCACUCUGUUGAUUCUGCCCCUGCUCCUAACAUUUUUGCACAACACCCUGCAGAACUUCACCGCCGCUGUCCCCACCCACCACUGCCGCCCACCUGCCGACACCAACCUCAGCAAGGACGGGGAGCUGGACGCCUGGCUGCCCCGGGACAGGCAGGGGCGGCCCGAGUCCUGCCUCCGCUUCACCUCCCCCUCAGCAGGGACCCCCUUUCCCAAUGACACAGAGACCAGCAGCACGGGGGCCACAGAGCCCUGCACCCACGGCUGGAUCUAUGACAAUAGCACCUUCUCUUCCACCAUCGUGACUGACUGGGACCUCAUAUGCACACACAAGACCUUGCCACAGCUGAGUCAGUCCAUCAUCAUGGCAGGAGUACUGGUCGGAAACUUGAUGUUGGGGAUCAUGGCAGACAGGUUCUUCAUUGAGUCUGCCCUCUGGCAUUCCUCCUUGGGGAACCUGGACCUCACCCUGAAGGCCCUGCGGAGAGUGGCCCAGAUCAAAGGUAAACAGAAAGAGGGUGUCAAGCUGAGUGUGGAGCUGCUCCGAAUGAGUCUGCAGAAGGGCCUGACCAUGAGCCGAGCCUGGCCCUCGACGCUGCAGCUGCUGCGCUCCCCUGCCAUCCGCCAGCUCUUCCUCUGUAUCGUGCCACUGUGGUUUGUACUCCUUUUCAGCUUCUACGGCUUGAUCAUGGGUCUGCAAAGUUUGGGGAUUAACAUCUACCUGACCCAGGUGCUCUUCACAACUGUGGACCUACCAUUUUAUUUCCUGGGCUUUCUGACCACCAAAUCACUUGGCUGCAAGCAUACCCAAAUGGGCUCCUUGCUGCUGUCAGGGAACUUCAUUCUGACCUGUGCAAUGAUACCCCUGAGAGGUCCAAGUGUGACAACCACCUUGGCCAACAUAGGCAGCAUUCUGAGCCCACUGGUGGGCAUGACCUCCGAGCUCUACCCUUCCCUGCCUCUCUUCAUCUAUGGUGCGGUCCUUGUGGCUGCCUGCCCCAUCACUGUUCUCCUGCCAGAGACUCUGGGGCUGCCACUGCCCAACACACUGCAGGACCUGGAGAGAAGCCCCACCCGCCAUAAGGACUACGCAGCGCCCCGCAGGUUCAGGCCGCGCGAGGAGCCCCUCUCCGGGCCGCCCGAACCCAUCCUUUCUUCGGAAGCUGACCUCGAGGCUUCGGGGCUGGUGGAGCCGGGCUCUUGA
Messenger RNA from Balaenoptera ricei (Rice's whale), 1263 nucleotides. Its product is annotated as solute carrier family 22 member 6-like. The record is from RefSeq and is a predicted model, not a curated record. NCBI's taxonomy places the organism in Eukaryota, Metazoa, Chordata, Mammalia, Artiodactyla, Balaenopteridae.